ACAGUAAUAUUAUAGCAGGUGGAACCUAUAAUGAUUCAAAAGGUUAUUUCAUUCAACCAACAGUAAUAGUCACCAAAAAUCCAAAAAGUCGAACUAUAGCUGAAGAAAUUUUUGGGCCUGUGCUUACAAUUUACGUAUAUAAAUCAGAUGAAUUUGAAAAGACACUUGAUUUGGCAAAUGAAACAUCCGGUUAUGCAUUAACAGGAGCAAUUUUUGCACAAGAUCGUUCAGUAAUUGUGAAGGCAGAAAACAAAUUACGAUACGCAUCUGGUAAUUUCUAUAUUAAUGAUAAAUCUACUGGUGCAAUAGUAGGUCAACAACCUUUUGGUGGUGCACGUGCAUCUGGAACAAAUGAUAAAGCCGGAAGUCAUACUUUGGUAUUUAGUUUUUGGGUAAUGAGUGGUCAAUGGUACGAUGCUAAUAUAUCAUUGCCAGGAUGUGACAAAAAUAUGCCAGGUCAAAGUACUUGUGUAUUGGGUAAAUUGGAUAUCGUAUCAGCGUUUCAAGCAUAUGGCAGUUAUAUUUCUGACAAGAUUACUGAAGAAGAAAGAUUUGACAUUAUAAGAAAUUCUUGUCCUGGUCCCGGUGCAUGUGGUGGAAUGUAUACUGCAAAUACAAGUGGUAAACGGUCACUUGAAGAAAAGGAAGAACAAGAAAUAAAAAGAAUGAAGUCUUAUGUAUCAAAAAAAAGAAAAAUAUCGUUUAAUAAACCAUUAGAUUGGGAUUCUGGUAUUUGUUAUGUCGAGCAUAAGGACCUUACUGAUCUCUUUAAGGGCAUUUCUACAGUGAAAGCUGGUCAAAAGACAACAUCAAACCAAAAAAUACGUGUUGGAUAUUUAGUAGAAUGUUUUUGGAAAGCUGUAGACAGGAUUGAUGGCUUGCAAAAAUCAAACUUGUACUAUUGUGGUGAGAAGACAAUAAGGCUAAGGGCUAGAGAGGGACUAAUUUCAGAAUAUUUGAAUUUCAUUAAUGUUAUCAUUGUACAAGAUCAUGAUAGUAACAGAUGCCACCGGCUCCUUCCAGGGCUUCGGGCAAUUGGCAAGACUUUUCUGCUCAGAAAAAUGACUUUAUGUACUAGCUAUUUAUUUCCAGAUACCAUGGUAAUUUAUGUCGAUUUCAGUACAAAUCAAGUUUUACUUUCAUCGUUAUUAUGUGCAGCAUUGGACAGAAGGGGAGUUGAUGUUAGUGAUGUUGAAGAGUUUGAACUAGGACCUGCUCUGCUCAAAGCUCGUCAGAAUGGAAUAUACCCAAUUAUCCUUGCAGAUGAAGUACAUACCCUUUAUGUUAAGAAAGACAAUACAGAUUUUGUUAGAAAUCAAACCAUUAUAAGACAAAUCAAAAAUUUUACUAAUUACUCACAAGGAAUGCUGUGGGCAGCAGGUUCUUCAGAACGAUUAGUGGACUAUGCUUAUGGUUAUGAGUUUGUACAUUACGAGAUUUCUCUUAAUGACAGCAAAAUGCCUUGUAGUCGAUAUUUAACAAUCAGUGAUCGUGAUGAAUUUGAACAAGUUCUUAGAGAAUAUGGAAAUGAUAAUUUUCAAGGAAUGGAAUUGGUGGAUGCUUUUAAAUGCACUGGAGGGAUACUCGGACAGAUAAUCAAUGGUAUCAAGGAACAAGGAAAAGAAUUGCACCCCAACACUAUUGAGGGUUUGAUAUUGGUAGCACUAUAUGAUGUCAAUAAUGUUGGUGAAUUCAAUCCAUUUAAAAUGGUCUCACUUUCACGAUCACAUAUCCUCAACUAUGUACCAGAAGACUUACAGCAGUCAGUACAGUUGAGAAAACUUGCUGAUAAAGGUUUUCUUCGUGAGACAAACACCAAUCAUUACACCUUCCUUUACCCAAUUCACUUUGACAUUAUCAAAGAAUCAAAAGACACCCUGUCAUUCAAGGAAAGAGUUGCAUUAUAUUUUCCAGAAGGACAGAAUAUAGCUGAGGUUUAUGAAAAAUUCAGAGCAGAAGCUGUAGCUGAACUAACAGCACAAAUCAUAAUCAGUUCAUAUGAUUUCCAGUUUGAUUGGGCAAAGGCAAGUGCAUAUCUUUAUAAAACAAGGGAGAAAUCUGUUAUCAAAUUGAUUCCAGAUGUUUUGGGUUGGGAUAUCGCCUAUUGGAUUUGUUAUGCUGAAAAGAAGAUGGUUGAACUUUAUUUGGAACAAGUAAAGGUUGGCUAUGCUGAAAAUUAUCUCACAGAAACAGAAGUUGAUAUUACAUUAACCAAUCGAUAUGAAGAUCUAGUUAAACAAUUAUCAGAGAUAUAUGCUGAUUGUUCAGUGAAAGUUGAAAAGGUAUUGUUCUGUUCGAGAAGAAUCUCUGAAAACCUUGAGCAAAAAUUAAUUGGUGCAAAUAUUAGGAUAAUUUACGCACGAGAAUAUCCUCACCUUGGGAGAAGAGUGGGUUCUUAUAUAAAUCUUACAGGACAUUGUCUCUUCACUAAAGUUCAUAAAAGAAUGUGA
Entrophospora candida is the source of this 2450-nucleotide messenger RNA. Lineage: Eukaryota; Fungi; Glomeromycota; Glomeromycetes; Entrophosporales; Entrophosporaceae. The record is from the annotation of a GenBank genome assembly.